Molecule: messenger RNA, 1200 nt
Organism: Erinaceus europaeus (western European hedgehog)
Lineage: Eukaryota; Metazoa; Chordata; Mammalia; Eulipotyphla; Erinaceidae
Product: apolipoprotein F-like
Exons: 1
Coding region: 53-814 (253 amino acids)
Biological process (GO): cholesterol metabolic process
Source: RefSeq, a predicted model, not a curated record
UCCCACCCUGAGCAAUGCUUCUUUCCAGCAGGACUGUUCCUGGUGACCCACCAUGAUCCUGGCUGUGCUGCUCCUAGGCUGUGUCCUGCUAUCUCCAGUGAAGACCUUGCCAAUAAAUGUCCAGAAAGGAGAUUUGGACUUCAAUCCAUCUUUCAGGGAAGCCAGACAGCCACCAGACAUGCUCUCCAACCAGAUUCCUGUCCCAGGUCCCCAAACCUGCCAGAAUCUCUUGCAGUCUGUGCCUUCCUUGGCCCCUCUACCUGAGUUCCUAUCCAGCUUAGCUCUGGAGCUAGCCCUGGAGAAGAUAGGCUGCACAACAGAAGCCCAAAUGCUGCAGGAGCAGCUCAUUAGGAUGGGAGGGAAGGACACUACUGAAGCCCUCCUCCGAGAGAGUAAAAAACACAACGAAGAAGAGAUUGAUGCUACGAAGGGCAUUCUGAAGGAUCUGGGGGUGUUCACAGGGGAGGUGAAGCGGGUUCAGCGCUCAGUGGCCCUUACUGAGGCCUGCAGGUCAGAAGAUGACUGGGUGCGCUAUGAGACAGCAAUGAUGAUGGCAGAAUUUGCUGACAAGCUUCCUGUCACUGAACUGGUGACAAAGCUCAAGAAUUCUGCCAUUGAUGUCACCCAGAAGUGCACAGAUGAGUCUUGGCAGCAUUUGAAAGAAGCUGGCCAACAGCUGCUAGAAAGCCCUGAAAUUCAGUACUUUUCAAUGCCAUUGGAAGACCAGAUAUACUUCAUCAAACGCACUACAACUAUUUUUAUUCGUGUUAUUGUGGACUUGAUACACAAACAUGUGCAGAUUUUUAUGGGAUAGGGAAGGCCUGUUAAGCAUCACACUUCAUUUCUUGGUGUCUGAUAGGAAUAUUUACAACAAAUGAGUAUGACAGGUAGAACUGCUGGGGACAUUUGGGGGCAGAUACUUUUUUUUUUUCAUUUAAUCUCUGUGGUAAAAAUACAUAAGUGACUAGAAUCAACUUUGCCACCUCUCUUAAAAGGCCUAUCUCCUAUCUCUUCUCCCUAUCUCUCUUUCAGUUAUCAAAUACUGUGAAUUUAUUGGGCACUAGGCAUGAAGGGGAUUGCAGUCUUUACCUGUUCAUUUACUUUUGAUGUUCUAAUUCCAAACUGCAUAUUUUAGUUUGCUUAUGUUCAUUUUCAAACUGAAAAAGAGAAAUAAAACAUUGGUAUUAUGUCAGAAUCACA